Molecule: messenger RNA, 1542 nt
Organism: Notolabrus celidotus (New Zealand spotty)
Lineage: Eukaryota; Metazoa; Chordata; Actinopteri; Labriformes; Labridae
Gene: creg1
Product: cellular repressor of E1A-stimulated genes 1
Exons: 4
Coding region: 185-802 (205 amino acids)
Source: RefSeq, a predicted model, not a curated record
GAGCUUCCGGUCCUGAGUGCCCCCGACUUUUACUUUGAAAAUCCAGACCGGAUCUCUAUGUGUUGUUUAUAUGUCCUCCCAUAGUUCCUCUCCGACAGUCCUCCAGACCUGAACCCGAACCCGACAGUCCUCCAGACCUGAACCCGAACCCGACAGUCCUCCAGACCUGAUCCCGAACCCGACCAUGUGGUCUCUGCAGCUGCCGGUCUGUGUCCUCUUCCUCGGCCUCCUGCUGGUCUUGCUCCCCGGGUCUUCACCCCACCGGGUCCGGAUCCCUCCUCACGACCAGGUGGCCCGGGUCGCCCGGUUCGUGGCCCACCAGGUGGACUGGGCCUCCAUGGCCACCAUCUCAACCCACAAACCGGUGGUGGGUCAGCCUUUCUCCAACGCCUUCUCUGUGAGCGACGGACCACAGGGAUCCGGGACCGGGGUCCCCUACAUGUACCUGACCCGCAUGGAGAUCUCAGUGCAGGACCUGGAGGUGGACCCUCAGGCGUCCCUCUCCAUGUCUCUGGCUCAGACGGAUUACUGCAGACAGCAGGGCUUCGACCCUCAGAGUCCUCUCUGCGCUCACAUCAUCCUGUCUGGGUCCGUGGUGGAGGUGAACGGGACGGAGGCGGAGUUCGCUAAGAAGGCUCUGUUCAGCCGACACCCGGAGAUGAUCGACUGGCCGACCGACCACAACUGGUUCUUCUCCAAGUUCAACAUCACACAGGUCUGGGUCCUGGAUUACUUUGGCGGGGUGAAGACCGUGACCCCGGAGGAGUACUUCCAGGCUGAGCCCUGCAGGAAGCACCACUGAUGGUCUGACUGCUGGUUCUUGUAGUUCUACAGGUCUUUGUGGAAACUACAAAACGAGCGUCAUGGCGUCGUGAUGUCAUGACGAUAAUGUCAUGGUGAUGAUGUCACUCUCAGGUUUCCGUGGCGUCCGUCAGUCACUCUUUCACGUGUGAACAUGUGAAAUCAUAUCAGGUGUGUUGUUUUAUCAGCUGCAGUGUGUGAGUCUGAGCACCAGGGGGAGCUGCAGGUCCAGUCCUGGUCUCUGCAGACCUGUGAGGUCUAGGAUCAGGAUCAGGAUCAAAGUGCACUUUAUAACUUUAGAGAUUCAGACGUGUGUAAUGAUUAAGAUGAUCUUUAAUUGGUGACUCAGUUUAUUGAUUCUUUCAAUGACUACAUCUCCCAUGAGUCUCCGCCCCCGUCAGGCUGCUGAGGCUCAUGGGAGUUGUAGUUCUUAAAGGCUGAUUGUUAGAGGUGUCAUGUUUCAUUCUCUGAACGAUGAACUGAAGUUCUGAUCAGAGUUCUGGAUGUUUGAGACGUCCUGUUCUGAAUGAAUGUUUAACACAGCGCUGAAACCAGACAGGAGUGGGCGGGGCUUGUGUGAGUGGGUGGGACUUGUGUGUGAGUGGGCGGGGCCUGGACAAAAUGCCUGACUGGUGGGCGGGGCUUCUGUUCUUUCAGUGUGAUCCAAAGAUUUAUAUAAACUUUAUAACUGCUGUGAAAAUGUUUCUUUAAUAAAUAAAGAUUUUACUGACAGAUCUGGAA